Myzus persicae (green peach aphid) is the source of this 1137-nucleotide messenger RNA. RefSeq names its product piggyBac transposable element-derived protein 1-like. The transcript has 2 exons. The coding region runs from base 1 to 1137 and encodes 378 amino acids. The record is from RefSeq and is a predicted model, not a curated record. NCBI's taxonomy places the organism in Eukaryota, Metazoa, Arthropoda, Insecta, Hemiptera, Aphididae.
AUGAAUGAGAACAAUAUAUCAGAGUUACUGGAUGAUAUGUCUGAUUGGUCCGACGAGGAUGACACGGAUGCUGAUACAGAUUUUCAAUUAGAGAAUGAUUCAAGUGAUGAUUCAAAUUAUCGAUAUGACUUAUUCGCACUUGGUAAUGAAAAUUAUGUAAAUGAUGUUGAUAUUGAGAUUCCACCUACGCCUGAUACUGUUCCUUCACAACACAAUCAAUGUCACCGAGAUGCAUCAGAACCCUAUUGGAAUGAUGUUGAUGAUGGGUUUCAAUCUAACAUAGUGUUCAACCCAAAUAAUGAGCCAGUGGGCAUCAAUCCUGAUAUCAUUGAAACACUAAUCGAAGGUAGUCCUUAUGAUUUUUAUUCAUUAUUUUUGGAUGAUGAUGUGAUGCAUUUAUUGGUUGAAGAAACUAACAGAUAUGCAAAGUCUUUAUUGUCAACUAGAAUAAGUCCACACUCACGGUUACAUACAUGGGUAGAUGUUACUUCUGUUGAAAUGAAAACGUUUUUAGGAAUUAUGAUGUGGAUGGGUUUGUGUCCCCAACCAUCAAUUGCUUCAUAUUGGAAAAAAAGUAAAAUUUAUGCAUCUAAUAUACCAAAAUAUAUGACUAGAAAAAGAUUUGAACUUCUUUUGCGCUCAUUUCAUUGUUGUAACAAUGAAAACUGUCCUCCUGGUGACCGUUUAUUUAUAGUAAGUGGCCUACUUGACUUACUUUUAUCAAAAUAUAAAAUGGCACGUACACCAAAAGAGUCUAUGUGCAUUGACGAAUCCAUUGUUCCUUUUGUGAGUCGCCUUUCAUUUAGACAAUAUAUACAAAAUAAAAGAGACAGAUAUGGCAUAAAGAUAUUCAAAUCAUGCAUUGACAAUUUCUAUACUGUUGGAUUCAAAAUUUAUGCUGGUAAGGAAUCUGUUGUUGACCAGAGAGUAUCAACAAAAAUUGUAACUGAAAUGGCAGAUGAAUACCAGGAUAUGGGUAGAACAAUGUUCACCGACAAUUGGUAUAGCAGCUAUGACUUAGAAAGUGAACUUUUAAAAAGAUCUACUCAUCUGGUUGGAACUCUACGCUCAAACAGAAAAAACAACCCCAUAGAAGUUAUUAAAAAAACAUUAAAAAGAGGAGAAGUUAUAGUUUAA